Pongo pygmaeus (Bornean orangutan) is the source of this 3255-nucleotide messenger RNA. RefSeq names its product phosphatidylinositol transfer protein alpha (gene PITPNA). Gene Ontology annotation, cellular component: cytoplasm. Lineage: Eukaryota; Metazoa; Chordata; Mammalia; Primates; Hominidae. Gene Ontology annotation, molecular function: phosphatidylinositol binding; phosphatidylcholine intramembrane carrier activity; phosphatidylcholine binding. Gene Ontology annotation, biological process: phospholipid transport. The record is from RefSeq and is a predicted model, not a curated record. The transcript has 10 exons. Bases 238 to 1101 code for a protein of 287 amino acids.
CCCCCGCGCGGCGCUGCGGAACCGGAGCUCCGGGCGGCGUCGGCAGCGGCGCGAGAGGCGACGAGGCCGGGGCGGCAGGAGCCGGCGCGGCGACCGCGGCGAGGGCGGCGAGGACGGAGCAGACCACGACGAAGACGCACAGGCAGCCGGGCCGGGCCGGGCCACGGGGAGAGCGGCCGGCGGGCAGCGGGCGGGAGGCCGGGCGGGCCGCGGGCAGCCACCGAGCCGCGAAGCGACAUGGUGUUGCUCAAGGAGUAUCGAGUAAUCCUGCCUGUGUCUGUAGAUGAGUAUCAAGUGGGGCAGCUGUAUUCUGUGGCUGAGGCCAGUAAAAAUGAAACGGGUGGUGGCGAAGGCGUGGAGGUCCUGGUGAAUGAGCCCUACGAGAAGGACGGUGAGAAAGGCCAGUACACACACAAGAUCUACCACCUGCAGAGCAAAGUACCCACGUUUGUUCGAAUGCUGGCCCCAGAGGGAGCCCUGAAUAUACACGAGAAAGCGUGGAAUGCCUACCCUUACUGCAGAACCGUUAUUACAAAUGAGUACAUGAAAGAAGACUUUCUGAUUAAAAUUGAAACCUGGCACAAACCAGAUCUUGGCACGCAGGAGAAUGUGCAUAAGCUGGAGCCUGAGACGUGGAAACAUGUGGAAGCCGUAUAUAUAGACAUUGCAGAUCGAAGCCAAGUGCUUAGCAAGGAUUACAAGGCAGAGGAAGACCCAGCAAAAUUUAAAUCUAUCAAAACAGGCCGAGGACCCUUGGGCCCCAAUUGGAAGCAAGAGCUUGUAAACCAGAAGGACUGCCCAUAUAUGUGUGCAUACAAACUGGUGACUGUCAAGUUCAAGUGGUGGGGCCUGCAGAACAAAGUGGAGAACUUUAUCCAUAAGCAAGAGAGGCGUCUGUUUACAAACUUCCACAGGCAGCUGUUCUGUUGGCUCGAUAAGUGGGUUGACCUGACCAUGGACGACAUUCGAAGGAUGGAAGAAGAGACAAAGAGACAGCUGGAUGAAGUAAGUGGGGGCUCUGGGGGCUCUCAAUUAGAUAAACACACGAAGAUUAAGGAGACUGUUUUGCUGGGGCACUUCACCGAGAGCACCAUCCUGUAGUUCUGGGAACACGUCAGUGUCUGCUACGGGGAAGGUAUCCUGGGCAAUACGUGGGCACUAUACGGAAGAAAACAGCCUGUGCUCUUGAAUUGACAGUUGAGUUGAAGUCUUGGCAUAUCCACAGAGACAAAUAUGGCAGUAUGUGCCGAAUGCCAAGUGGGUAAUACAGCUGCUACAGCGAUGCUUCAGAUGAAGGCCUGGUGGGAAAGAGCGUGCGGGGCUGCAGAGCUGGAGGUGACCCUGGGAGGAGGCAGGCUGGGCUGACCCGUGAAUACCAUGCACAUUACCCACAGAGGACAGUCACAGCGCACGCAGGAGCUGACAGCUGGCAGCUGUCUACGGUCGUUUUGAGUUAUCAGAGUUGGGAGCUUUUGCUUUUCUUUUUUUGGCCUUGGCGUGGAUCGCAGAAGGAGGGUUCCCUGUUCCUUAGGAGCCUAAAGACCCAGCACUUCUCAUGCCUCAUUUGGAGAUGCUGAUGCUUCCCUGAGAGGCCCACUCAGAGGAGAUUGUCAGUCAGUAACAUUCAAGCACUCACUGUGUGCCGUGUACCAUUGUGAGGGCCUUUACGUACACCGUCCUGCAGUCUUCACGAUACCCCGUGAGGAGGCGCUGCUGCUCUCCCCACCCUCAGAUGAGGAAGUGGAGGCUCUGAGAGCUCAGUGCUGCGGUGCCCUGGGUCACACUGUCUUGCAGGUGACAUGGUCAGAGUAAGAGCCCAGGACUCUGGCCCUGGAACCACAGCUCUUAAUCACUCCCCUGUACUCCUCCCUCUAAAUGCAAUUUUGGGCCCUCCUGCCAUCUUGGAGCUACAAAUAUGAUAAGGCAGGAAGCUCCGUUUCAUAAGAACUGCCAUCACUUCUCCCUCCUUACCCCAGGUGGGGUUGGCAUGGAGUUUGGGUAUCCAGUAGAGGCACUGCUUUGCAACAGCCCACCCAGCUGUCCUGCAGGGCCUCAGAUGAGAGCCAGGCUUGGGCGCCCAUGCUACCCGUGCUGCACGGACGCUGUCUGCCUCACCGUGCUGGUCUAGGGCGAAAACUGGGUCCAGAAGUUCUUCCUCUGGAACCUCGCAGGGAACUGUUUUUACCAUCCAGAAUGACACUUUUCCUGGGCUGACUCACUGGUAAGUGGUGCACUGAGUUGGUUCCUCUUGAAGGCAAAUGUUUUGGUUAUUCAUUUAGCUACAUUUAAGCAGGGAAGUGGCAGGAUUUCAUUGGGGCACAGUCCCUGAUUCUUUUGCUAAGGAUCUUUAGGAAGGGGUAGACCUCAGUGUCCAGGGGUCUGGUGAUUCUGACUGUGUAAGAGAAGCCUGAGGCUUUUGGUGACCCUAGUCCUGACAAAAAGAAAGGGAAAAUGUUAACAAAUGAAGAAACAUGGAGACUUUCAUUGGGGUUUUAGCCUGGAGCUUCAGCCAUCCACUGCCUGACAAAGGCCAGCAUGACGCAUGUUGGCGUUCAUGGAAGUAUUUGCUGUCCACCUUUCAUUCCUUCGGGUACAAUUCAAAUUCUUGGAGCUAGAACUCUCCAGAGGAUCUACUGGAUCUGCUUUCUUCACAUCAAAACUUUGAGAGCCCUCAGUGUUAGAGAGUUAUUUUUUAAUCUCUCCCCCUUUUGAAAAUCUUUCUCGACCAGGCGCGGUGGCUCACACCUGUAAUCCCAGCACUUUGGGAGGCUAAGUUGGGCAGAUCACGAGGUCAGUAGUCUGAGACCAACUUGGCCAACAUGGUGAAACCCUGUCUCUACUAAAAAUACAAAAAAUUGGCCAGGCGUGGUGGCGGACGCCUGUAAUCCCAGCUGCUCGGGAGGCUGAGGCAGGAGAAUCGCUUGAACCCAGGAGGCAGAGGUUGCAGUGAGCCGAGAUCACUCCAUUGCACUCCAGCCUGGGCGACAGAGCAAGACUCCAUCUGGAGGAAAAAAAGAAAAGAAAAUCUUUCCCAUUCCAUGGAGAAUCAUACCAAAAGCUUAGGUGAUCACUGUCCUCCAGGAUAACUGCAAAUAGAAGAAACUUUCUUUGGGAUUAGAAUUUUAAAACUCAUCUGCAGUGGGAGAGAAAGCAAGUCCACCUCAUUGUGGUACAUGUGUGGCCUCUUCAGCAACUGUGCAGGACCUUUGUGUGCUGACUAUGCUUGGUGUGGCUUGCCUUUUUAUUUUUUUGUCU